This is a messenger RNA of Symbiodinium sp. CCMP2456, 606 nucleotides long. NCBI's taxonomy places the organism in Eukaryota, Dinophyceae, Suessiales, Symbiodiniaceae. The record is from the annotation of a GenBank genome assembly.
AUGGCAGCUUCCGUAUGUGCUCGCCUCGAGGGCCUCGAGCGAGCAGCGAGAUGCAAAAAGCGCCAAAGAGUCUUCCAUUGGCCCUCUCUGGCUUGGGUGGGCGUGACUCUAGCAAUUUGUCCUCCAUGUCGUGUUGCUGUGAGCAACUUUUGCAGUCAUGCAGGCUCGUCUGAAGGAUCCAGCAACUGUGGGCGAACAACCCGUCAUGCCAAGUCCACGGAUGGUCAAGACGAGAAUACGAACAAGCUGGUUUUCCUCGAUGAAGAGGACUACGUGCGGCUCUUCCGCACCGAGCUCGAAGAGCAGGCAAGACGAGCAAUCCUGCGGCGGAAGAGGUGUUUUCUUCCGUUCGACGACUGUGUCAAGUGGGUGCGGGCCAUGGGCUUUUGGGACAACCAGGAGGAGUGGGAAGAGUGGAUUCAAAUGGGCGAAAAAAGGAACCCAUACAUUCCAAGCCGCCCAGAUCAAUACUAUGGAGAGCUCGGCCAAUGGAAGGGCUGGGCAUAUUUCUUGGGUGCGCCUGGGACGGAGGCGCGAAAGGCUGUGCAUUUUCGUCCGGAAGUUCGCCCGAUUGACUGGCACAGCACAUGCACGAGAUGCCGCUGA